CUCAUGUCCGGCAGGACAAUUCCGACCUCAAUAAAAGGUCUCCGGGUGCCUCUGCUCCUCACACACCUUCAGCUCUCAGCAAGAACGGUGAGUGUUUCCUACCAGGGAAUCUCAUUUGGCUUUGGGUGAAUUGAGGUUGUGUCUUUGUGUCUGAUGUCUGCAGAGCGUUGGGCUGGAUGGAUCUUUAAAGGCGUCUUCCGACCCAAAGUGCUCUUUGAUUCUGUGGAUUUGUGGUUCCGGGGGUUUGUAAUUCCCUGGGUUUGUGAUUCCAAGGUUUUACAGUUCCAUGGUCUUAGCGUUCUACGGUUGCAGGGUUCCACGGUCUGCAGCUCUCUCUGAAAUCCAGAUUUUUGUGAGACUGUUGAUCUGUUGGCUCUUGGAAAAGGUGGAGAGAGUGGAAAAUUGGCUGCUCAGGGUGGAAAUUCUGGGAGGGAACGUCCUGGAUGAGCACAGUGCGGGCACUUCCCAGGAGGAUUCAAAUAUCUCUGGGACAGAGCAACAGAUCCAAGAGUUGGUUUGAUUCCUGCGAGGAUCUUGGGUUUCCAACUCAAGGCAAAGAAAUACGAGGUGGGAUGGGGAUGUGGGCCUGGGCAGUGUGGAAAAAUGGGUUGGAUCUCAGAGUCCUUUGUGUUCCAGGUCCUCGCUCCGGCCACCCUUCGCUCCUCUCCCAACACCAUGUGCUCCACUGGAUGCUGUUCCACGGGAUGCUGCUCUGUCGUGAAGAGCAAGACCGUGUGCUGCAGCCCCUGCAAGACGGUGUGCUGCAGCCCCUGCAAGACGGUGUGCUGCAGCCCCUGCAAGACGGUGUGCUGCAGCCCCUGCAAGACCGUCUGCUGCUCCCCGUGCCAGCAAUCCUGCUGCUGCGACCCGUGCCAGAAGCCUUGCUGUGACCCGUGCCAGUCUUGUUGUGACCCGUGCCAGAAGCCAUGCUGUGACCCGUGCCAGUCCUGCUGUGACCCGUGCCAGAAGCCUUGCUGUGACCCGUGCCAGUCCUGCUGUGACCCAUGCCAGAAGCCAUGCUGUGACCCAUGCCAGUCUUGUUGUGACCCGUGCCAGAAGCCAUGCUGUGACCCAUGCCAGUCCUGCUGUGACCCGUGCCAGAAGCCAUGCUGUGACCCGUGCCAGUCCUGCUGUGACCCAUGCCAGAAGCCAUGCUGUGACCCGUGCCAGUCCUGCUGUGACCCGUGCCAGUCCGUGUGCUGCACCAAGGUGUGCCAGAAGUCGGUGUGCUGUGUCCCCCGGCCCUGCUGCUGCCCCUGCGGGUCCCUGUCCUGCUGCUCCUGCGUGGUGAAGAAGCCCGUGAUGGUUUGCUGCACCCCGGUGAGGAAGUACUGCACGCCCUGCAUCCCCAUCCAGCAGUGCUGCGCCAGCCUCAAGAAGAGCUGCUGAGCUCACCCCGGGUGGCUCUGAGGGCUCCACAGGAGGAGGUGAAAAGCUGCUCGUUUACUUCUGCUUCUCAUCAUGAUGGAGCCAAUUCACAACGAUCUUCUUCUUCUUCUUCUCCAGCUUAAGCUGCAGCUUCUUUCUGUCCUUUAGUUGUUGACUGUCUUUAAUUAUUGACUUCCUUGGGUACAACCUGAA
Messenger RNA from Cyanistes caeruleus (blue tit), 1581 nucleotides. Lineage: Eukaryota; Metazoa; Chordata; Aves; Passeriformes; Paridae. The record is from RefSeq and is a predicted model, not a curated record.